Messenger RNA from Puccinia graminis f. sp. tritici CRL 75-36-700-3, 1353 nucleotides. RefSeq names its product ATPase GET3. Gene Ontology annotation, biological process: post-translational protein targeting to endoplasmic reticulum membrane. Gene Ontology annotation, molecular function: ATP binding; ATP hydrolysis activity. The coding region runs from base 110 to 1111 and encodes 333 amino acids. Gene Ontology annotation, cellular component: GET complex. The record is from RefSeq and is a predicted model, not a curated record. NCBI's taxonomy places the organism in Eukaryota, Fungi, Basidiomycota, Pucciniomycetes, Pucciniales, Pucciniaceae. The transcript is spliced from 9 exons.
CUACUCAACAAAACAUAAUCGACGUGUCAGCUCAGAGUCAGGCAGCCAGAACCACCACAAACAAAACUACACACAAACAACACAUUCCAACUCAAAAGGCAAACCAACCAUGGCUGACGAUGAAGUCCCUGCUCUCGAACCAUCGCUCCAAAACAUUCUCGAUCAAAAAUCCUUGAAAUGGAUCUUUUGCGGUGGGAAGGGAGGAGUAGGAAAGACGACGACAUCGUGUUCAUUAGCGGUCCAACUAGCCUCCUGUCGAGAAUCAGUCCUGCUGAUAUCCACCGAUCCGGCCCACAAUCUAUCGGAUGCAUUCUGCCAAAAGUUCGGGAAAGAUGCGACAUUAGUCAACGGAUUCGAGAACUUGUAUGCCAUGGAAAUCGAUCCGAAUUCUAGCUUACAAGAGAUGGUUGAACAAUCUGAAUCUCAGGGGGGUGGUGGAAUGGGUGGGAUGAUGCAAGACUUAGCAUUUGCUAUUCCUGGAGUAGACGAAGCAAUGGGGUUUGCCGAAAUCAUGAAACACGUGAAAUCGAUGAAAUAUUCAGUGAUAGUAUUCGACACAGCACCCACGGGCCACACGCUCCGAUUUCUAUCCUUCCCGGCGGUGCUAGAGAAGGCGCUGGGGAAACUGUCCACCCUGGGCGGUCGCUUCGGGCCGAUGAUGCAACAAUUCGGCUCGAUGAUGGGCGUCAAUACUAACACGGAGGACAUGUUCGGAAAACUUGAAGAUAUGCGAGCCGUGAUCACUGAAGUCAAUAAUCAAUUCAAAGACCCUGACCUAACGACAUUCAUCUGCGUCUGCAUCUCCGAGUUCUUGUCGCUUUAUGAGACCGAAAGGUUGAUUCAAGAGUUGACCCAAUACGAGAUCGACACCCACUGCAUCGUCGUCAACCAACUCCUAUUCCCCAAAGCUAACAGCGACUGCGAUCAAUGUAACACUCGAUACAAAAUGCAAAGGAAGUAUUUGAGAGAAAUCAAUGAUCUUUAUAUCGAAGACUUUCACAUUGUCAAGAUGCCCUUACUGACUGAAGAAGUACGAGGCGGUGAAAAAAUCAAAAGUUUUUCAAAGAUGCUGGUCAACCCUUAUAAGCCCCCUUCUUCUCAAAUCUUAUAGUUUCUCUCUCUCUCCCCAAAAAAGCAAGCUCUCAAUACUAGAAAAUACAAAUCAAAAUUCACAAUUCCAAAACUUGUGUCAAUAUACAUAUACUUAAAGAAAAGUCUAUUUUCUUUGUGUUUGCUCCAUUUUUUAUUUUUACCUUUUUUUUUGGUUUUGGUUUUGGAUGAUGAUGAUGAUGAAUAUAUAAUGUUCAUUUGCUUGAAGGAAUCAUUCAUUUUUUCAGCAUCCAACCAUUUGAU